CCUUUAACCCACUAUUGUCUACCCGAGCCUGGCAGGCGCUGGAUGGUCGGUUUGUGGUUGUGUUGGAGAUCUCGCUCGCUUGUCAAUAUCACGCACAACCAAUGCAUUAAUGCAAAGAGAUGGGAAUGUCGCAGUCAUGUUUCCACGACGAACUGCUGUAGCGCUGCUCGCCCUGUGUGGAUUCAUAGCGGCUGCUGAUGCUCUCAAGUGUAACUGCACCUCUUGUGAGAAGACCGGUUAUGUGUGCGAGACCGAUGGGGCCUGCAUGGCCUCCACGUCCUACAUUAACGGUCAGGAAGAGCAGCAGGUGCGAAUCUGUAUCCCUCAUGACAGCCUGGUACCGCCAGGACAGCCCAUCUACUGCCUGAGUGCCAAGGGACUGGUCAAUACACACUGCUGUUACACAGAUUUCUGCAACAGCAUUAACCUUCAAGUUCCAAAUGGGAUUCCUGAAGAAAGGAACUGGUCGGGCUCAGGGAGCAGCUGGGGUCCCGUAGAGCUGGUGGCUGUGAUUGCCGGGCCGGUCUUCUUGUUUUGCCUUCUGCUCAUUGUGGGAGUGCUGAUUUUCCAGCACCACCAGCGGAACUACAACCACCGGCAGAGACUCGAUGUUGAAGAUCCAUCCUGUGAUCAUCUUUAUUUGGCCAAAGACAAGACCUUACAGGAUCUAAUCUUUGAUCUGUCCACCUCGGGUUCAGGCUCUGGUCUGCCACUGUUUGUUCAGCGGACGGUCGCCAGGACAAUCGUACUGCAGGAGAUUAUAGGUAAAGGACGCUUCGGGGAGGUUUGGAGAGGGAGAUGGAGAGGAGGAGAUGUGGCUGUUAAGAUCUUCUCAUCCAGAGAGGAGCGCUCCUGGUUCCGCGAGGCUGAGAUUUACCAGACCAUAAUGCUCCGACAUGAAAACAUCUUGGGCUUCAUUGCUGCUGAUAAUAAAGACAAUGGCACAUGGACACAACUGUGGCUGGUCUCCGACUACCAUGAACACGGCUCAUUAUUUGACUAUCUCAACCACUACUCCGUCACAAUCGAGGGUAUGAUCAAGUUAUCACUCUCAGCAGCCAGUGGACUGGCACAUCUGCACAUGGAGAUCUUGGGUACACAGGGAAAACCAGGCAUUGCACAUCGUGACCUCAAAUCUAAAAACAUCUUGGUGAAAAAGAAUGGUACUUGUGCCAUAGCGGAUCUGGGGCUCGCUGUACGUCACGAGUCCAUCACUGAUACUAUUGAUAUUGCUCCCAAUCAGAGAGUUGGCACUAAAAGAUACAUGGCUCCAGAGGUACUAGAUGAAACAAUCAACAUGAAACAUUUUGAUUCUUUUAAAUGUGCUGAUAUCUAUGCUUUGGGACUGGUAUACUGGGAGAUUGCACGACGGUGUAAUGCUGGAGGCAUCCAUGAAGAUUACCAGCUUCCAUACUAUGACCUGGUGCCGUCCGACCCCUCCAUAGAGGAGAUGAGGAAGGUGGUGUGUGACCAGAGACUACGGCCAAAUGUGCCAAACUGGUGGCAAAGCUAUGAGGCACUGAGAGUUAUGGGAAAAAUCAUGCGGGAGUGUUGGUAUGCCAACGGGGCCGCCCGGCUUACCGCUCUGCGGAUCAAGAAGACGCUCUCUCAACUCAGCAUCCAGGAAGACGUUAAGAUCUGAAACGGACGGGAUGCCGCACGUCCCUGUAAAGACGCACAAGCGCAUAUUAAAGACGAAACCUGCCAGUU
Molecule: messenger RNA, 1710 nt
Organism: Misgurnus anguillicaudatus (oriental weatherfish)
Lineage: Eukaryota; Metazoa; Chordata; Actinopteri; Cypriniformes; Cobitidae
Source: RefSeq, a predicted model, not a curated record